CAUUUCUAUGUCUUCAGCCCARSAAUUUGGCGCCCAAUGAGGGUGUGAUAUACGGUAUGACCGCYUUUAUGCUUAUCUGCGUUGUAAUGCUGGUGAUCGCUAUCUUCAUAUGGAGACCACGAAGCUUUGGUAGAUAUCCCAUCGCUUCUUUAAGGCCUAAAUACAAAGCCCUUGGGGCACCAGUACCUGUAGUACCAAUACCAGGAAUAGAUGACAGUCUUGAGCUUCUAGGUCCAAGAGGAGUAGCCGAGGGAGCACCGUCAUACGAAAGCCACAACGUUAAGUUUGAUCUCGAGAAUUUCAAUGUCAGGACACUUUAUGACAAACUUGAAGAUCAAACGUUACAUAUGAGCUCACAAUUAUCUCGGCAUCAGGCAGAUUUGAAAGGUUUCUUUGAUAGAAUCAUGGGGCAGACGGAGAAGCUUCGAGAUAUGCUUGACAACCUGGACGUAUCGGCACUUAUAAAGGCAACUCGUGACCAGGCCCAAUCAGGUGGUGGUGAGCAAGGUAGUCAUGGUGAGGAAGAGGAAAGUCGUCAGCAAACAGCUGCAUCGAAGUCUACUUUCAAAGGAAUGACCGCUGGUUCACAAGUUCGUGAACACGAAUUAAUGGCAAGCUUACAGAACCUUCUUGAACAAGUCGAGAAAGGGAACUAUGGACGACCUUACACAGUCGUCAUGCCAGGCGCASGGGGUGGUGGUAUGGAAUCUGGUGUUGUUCAUCCKGUGCCAGAGGGACACGUUGUUACAGUACCAUUACAAUCCAGCGACUCCCCCGUCGUUCAUUGGCAGAUCCAUGGCACCAGUGACGUCAGUGAUUUCUUACGAACAAUGAACAAGGAACGAAUGCACUUAGAGCAGGAACUGGGACGAGAGGARGAGACCGCUGUCCACAGUCUCAUAAAGGAACAGGAGGAAAAGAGAGCAAGAGGCAUGAAAGAACUCGCUGAAAAACUUGCCAACAGGCUAACAGGAGACUUGAGUGAGGACGAAAUGAAAGCCAUUAUGGAAGACCAUGAACGAGAAGUAGCCAAUCUUGAAAACGCUUUGGACUCUGAAAAAGAAAGACAACUGGCUAGUCUUCGUGAUAAAUUAAGAAAGCGACGAGAAGAAAAAGAGGCUGCUUUGUUAAAGAAGCAAAAAGACGAGGCUGAAAGGUCCAAAAUCAAGUUUGACGAUGUAGAAGCCAAAGCUGAUGCCGAGACUUUAAUCAGAACACAAGAAUCAAUUCAAGAUGCAAUUAUCCAGGAGCAAAUCACUGGACAGGCAAUAUCAGARAAACAGACCUCUGAUCAGGAAGUUGAAUCAUACCGUAGGAGAAUGGGAGACAUGUUCUGUGCUACUGUGGAUGACCUAGUUGCUUCAGGCUCUCUCGACCCUGACAAGGCAGAGCAAYUGAAGAAAGAACAAAUGGAUGUUGAGGAGAAGCUGUCACGUGAUCUUGCACAGAAAAAAGCACUACAAGUAUCUCUUUUAAAGGCAAAAUUCGCCAGCAGGAAGAAAGAUAAAUUGAAAAAACUGAGAGAAAAACAAGAAGCUGAAAAAGCAAAGGCGAUAAGCGAAGGAGCAGACCUUGAAGAACUAGCCAAGAAACACGAAGCCGAGCGAAGAGCUUUAGAUUCACGAUUUGAAAGCGAAGAAGCUCGUCAGCUUGGUGAAAUGGCCAUAAAGUUAAACGAAGAACACAAAGAACAUGUCAAACAAGCUCACAAGGAAUUACUAGAAAAGUUAACAGGUGACAAUAACCUUGACGCCGUGCUACAACAGCAAAUCAUGGAYCAGUUCCGUAAAGAUAACGAAGCUUUGCUUGAUCAACUUGAGAAAAGUAAAUUCAAGAGCCUGGAUGACACCAAGGCUAAGUUGGCGUCACGUCUAGCCCGAAGACAAGAAGAGGCACGGCGCAAGGCCGAAGAAGAAUCAGCCAAACGUAUAUUGGAGGARCAAAGUAAAGCUCUGGCUGCUAACAAACCGGUAGACGCUGAACAUGUAGCGGUACCCGAGGUAAUAAUGCCAAGAGAAACUACCGAAGAACAGGCCAUUAAGAAAGAACAGCAACGGGUUCUUGACGACAUGAAGCUACGCCAUGAAGAAGAGGCUCAAAAUAUGAAGGACAAACUCGGCAAAGAUUUGAAGAAAGACGAAGAUGCUGCGAUGAAUGAAUUCGACGCAGAAACAGAACGACACAUGAGAGAAAUCAAAGAGAGGCAUGCUGCAGAGAUUUCUGCUCGCAGUGACGCUAUGUCACCUGAGGAACUACAACAGUUGCUUGCUGCUCACCAACAUGAAGUCGAGGAAGCACUUGAGAAACUCGAUGCCGAUCGAAGUCGACAGAAUUCUAACCUGCGCGCCAAAUUAGCCGAAAAGAAAAAGAAGAAGAUGGAAGCUCUUCGACGUAAGCAGGAACGUGAAAUGGCAAAGGAACUAAUGGAACAGAAAAAAGAAUUGACUGAUGCUAGAAAUGAUCAGGUUAAGGAAGCAGAAAAGCAGGCAAUGAUUGAAGGAAUUCGUGAAAACGGURCCGAAGCAGCUGAAUUUGUUAUCAGAAAGGUUUUGGAGAAGAGACAAGARCAGGAACUCAAAGAUUUGGAAAACAUGUUCAUGGAAGAACGUAGAGUAGCUGUUGAUGAAGCGAUGGCAAAAAUGGAAGAGAGACAUGCUCAAGAACAAGAAGAACUUCGUCUCAAAGACCAAGCAGAACUUGAAGCUUUGAAUAARGAGAAAUUGAGCCCAAGCGAGCUUCAGCAGAAACGUGCACARCUAUUCAAUAAUCAACAGUUAAGACAAAGUAGACUUGACAAGAAACACGCUGACGAACGGAAAAAGAUCCAACAAGGCGCUGUGGCUGACUGGGAAGUUAGAUUUGCGAGAGCUAAAUUAGAGUUGAAAGAAAAACACUACACGGAAUAUGCCGACUGCUUGAACCAACUGACACCKGAACAAGCAGAAGAYCAUCGCAAGUCUGUAGAAAAAGCAAUGGCGGCCGCUAGGGAACUMGAGGAAGUCAAGAAAAAACUUGAUGAACAAAGGAUUGAGAAUGAAGAGAAAAUYAGGAAAGAAAAUGAAGAUUUUGAACGAGAACAACGCGAUAGGAUGGAUGCUGAACUGGAAGCUUUUGAAAACCAACUUGARGAAGAAGAAGAAGAGGAAAAGAAAAAGAACGAGAAAGCAAUUCUUGCUUUGAACGCUCGUAAAGAGGCCCUCCUUAAAGAAAAGAAAGCAAAGGCCAAGCAAGAAAUGGAGAGACUCUCCAAACAAGGCGCUUCCAAAGAAGACCAAGAGGCGGUCUUGAAGGAACACAGCAAAGAUCUUGCUAAACUAAUGAACAAAAUGGACGCGGAUAGAAUGAGAAUGCAGAGCUCGCUUGAAGAAAGACUAAAGAAGAAACGCGAGGCAAAGAAAAGUGCUAAAGUGCARGAGCUAACCAAUAAGAUGGACGAUGAAAAGAUUGAAUAUGAAGAGAAACAACAAGCAGUUCAAGAGAGAGAACAAGCUAAAGAAGUCAUAGCACUCAAGGAAAGCAUCCAAGUAGACAAUCUUGUAUCAGACACUAUCAAAUCUGACGCCCCAGCCCCUCCUCCUCCAAAACCAACCGAAAUGCCAAGUAGCUACCAGCUUAUAGCACCAUUGAGUGAAGGCGAGUUGACUAGUAUGCUGAUGGCUUCACCACUCUACCAGAAACUCGAGUCCAUCAAAUCGUUACUCAAAGGAGGCGCAGGAAAGGGAGGUGGYGGACCGGCAGGAUCAUCAGGAGAAAGCUACAUUGAUAUCAAAGACGACACAUUGUUCGGUGGUGACGACGAGCUUGUACCUGUUGACCUGAACACUCUUCCUGGUCGAUCAUUUGUCGUCUACAAAUUCGGCUGCUUYGUUGCUGAUCUUCUUGCUGUCCAUUGYCAUCAUAUUCCUGUUACUCUUCUGCUUGCCACAAAGCUUCCUCCAAAUACAUAUCUUGAGAGAAACGCUUACCGGAACUCAUUCUUYUACGAUGCCAACAACCGCAUCUUGUACAUCAGAAAUGAGCGAAUGGAYAACGUGGGCGAGUUUGUGGUUGUGAUUGUUCACUGCUUGGCGCAUAUCGCUGCUGGUGACUUAAGGGACGAUUCUAAUCCUGUGUUCUUAAAGGAAUUCCAUCAUGGACUGGCCGUCAUKUGUGAUGACCUGUUCUUCUCUCGCUAUAGAAGAUCGUCUGCUUUGUCACAAACUCUUGCUUCAUUGCCUGACAGUAUCAAGGUUGAAGAAGCAAGUCGAGAGCUGCUCGAGUCAGUCUUUGGAGACUCUCAUACCGAGGCUGACAAGUCCAACAUCGUUGAAGAGCUUCUCGACCUUCGUCUCCUUCGUGGAGCGAAUCGUGAAGGUGUGCACUUUACACAGGAAGGUUUGAUAGAAAGACUCACCAAAUAUAGCAGCUUCUCUCUCAGCUCAAACCUUCGCGCCUACCUCGGCGACGUUGAUGUGAAAGCKGACAGCGCGAGACUACAAGGCUCUGAUGAAUAUAUGCAAAAACGGCUGCGUCAACUCACUGGUCARCAAGAGAGACCUGUGUCACGCUACGCUCAGGCAUCUGGGGAUUUGACGACAAGAGCAAUGUCACGCCAAGCAGCACGAACAAUGGCUGUGUCACGAUCAGCUACUAGUCUACCUUUGUCAGGAAAGUCCCAAUCAAAACAGAAAGAUAAGACGAAAGACGAAGACUUAUACAAAGUAUACUUAGAGGUCCAAGUCUCAGAAGUACAAGACAAGGUUGACAAUCUGAACGAAGAGUUUGCCAGGCUAUCCCGACAGUCACUGGAAGCCGAUAACAGCAUCCGCGAACUUGAACAGGAAUUAAUGGCGCAAAUGGAUCUUCUGAAAGACUCCCCUGACCAUUCACAAAACAAACACUUGAUUCGAGAAACUGCAAGUAAACUCACCGCCGCCAAGUCAAACCGCGACUCGCUGGCUCUGCAGAAAAGCAACUGCUUACAGAGGUUUCAGUUGUUUAAGAAACAGUUGGAGGAAAAGACCAGUCAGUUGGACCUACACAAAACAAAACCUGAAAACGAACGCCAGCAACAAACUGAAAAGAAGCUACAGGCUUUGACCAAAGGACAGAAAAAACGCGGCAAGAAAUAAAGCAUUGUAAAUAAUGACGAAAAUAAUCACAUUUAGGAUAGCAAGAAAGUGAACAAAUCUGUAAUAUAAUUCYCGGUUCAUAAGAAUAUGAAAACCGGUGUCGUUAUCUCAGUUAUUAGUCGUACAUAGUACAAUAUGAAGCCAUUUCAUCUAAAAAAAAAAACAAUAUUAAUUCUGAGUGGCACAUAAUUUAAUAGUUGAUUUAUUUAUUUGUCACAAUGUGAGCUAUGAUUGAAGAUAGGAAAUCAGUAGUAUUUUUAUAUUCACUAGGGUAUUUUUAUACAGAUAUUUAAAAAUCAAUUCAAUAAUUUACCACAAUAAAUAGGUAUUAAUAGUCGUUAUCAAUCGUACACACCCAUCAUACUGUAUUGCCCAUACUACAAGCUGUACAAUUUUAAAUAAACACUUUUAAAAUAUUA
Molecule: messenger RNA, 5530 nt
Organism: Exaiptasia diaphana
Lineage: Eukaryota; Metazoa; Cnidaria; Anthozoa; Actiniaria; Aiptasiidae
Exons: 18
Coding region: 57-5111 (1684 amino acids)
Source: RefSeq, a predicted model, not a curated record